Morchella importuna is the source of this 342-nucleotide messenger RNA. RefSeq lists its product as uncharacterized. NCBI's taxonomy places the organism in Eukaryota, Fungi, Ascomycota, Pezizomycetes, Pezizales, Morchellaceae. The record is from RefSeq and is a predicted model, not a curated record. Bases 1 to 342 code for a protein of 113 amino acids. The transcript has a single exon.
AUGAAACCCACCGACGAGAAGCCGGGUUGGAGCUCCACAGACGAGACACUUCUCCUCAUAAGAGCGCGGACAGCUUGUUUCAACGAGAUUACAAUCUUAUCGUGCCAAUCCAGAGAGACAUCAACCAAAAUUCAGGAGCUCUGUAAGAAGCUUCAGCCGCAGUCUGAGCUGAUAUUCUUGAUGGAUGAAGAUGCAAGUGACAUGGUGCAAUUGACAAAACUCAAGGAGGAAAAGAGUAAGAUUAGUGUUCAACUUCGGAAGGCUUACCAAAAAUUGGGUUCAAUCGAGAAAGCACUGAGUGAGCUGCAAGUCACGGUCCAACCUGGGGAGCCUGGUAGCUAG